Molecule: messenger RNA, 1688 nt
Organism: Vigna radiata var. radiata (mung bean)
Lineage: Eukaryota; Viridiplantae; Streptophyta; Magnoliopsida; Fabales; Fabaceae
Product: protein JINGUBANG
Exons: 1
Coding region: 349-1518 (389 amino acids)
Molecular function (GO): protein binding
Source: RefSeq, a predicted model, not a curated record
UGUAACCCUAAUCACAAAAUCUAAAGAAUAAACGAUGACCAUCGGAUGCAAUUUCUCUUCAUGAUCACGUUUCCAUUUCUUGAACUCUUACAGUUCUUGAAAAGGAGGAAAUUGUUUUGGUAAAUUAUGAUUGCCAUUACAAAAAGCAAAACAUAAGAAGUAGGUAAUUAUAGAUAGAUAUUUGAACAGAAAUAUAAGGAGUAAAACUGGGCUAUGUAGAUCGAUGCAUGUCCCACUUACGAAGGCAUGAUGUUGGAAGCUGUGUAAGUACAAAAUAAUUUCUGUUAAGCAUUUAUAUAAAGUCAAAAACCCUCUUUCCUUUAAACCAUAUAGCUUUUUUUUCUGACCAUGGAACGCACGGCAUCCUUCAGCGACACCAAUAAUAGUCUCUCUUCGCAACCAAGUCUCGCUUCAGUUCCAUCCCUCAACUCACACUCACACCUCUUCAACGCUUCCAACACCUCUCACACGUGCCUCGCCACUCUCAAACCCCACACCUCCUCCUACACCUCCUCCCUCACCCUCGCCGGCAAGUUCCUCUACGCAGGCUCCUCCGACAGAGAAAUCAGAUCCUGGAACCACACCAUUUUCCUCUCCGAACACCUACAAAACACCAACCUCGUAACCGCGGGAACGGGUGCCGUGAAAUCCAUAGUGGUCCACUCCAACAAGCUCUUCAGCGCGCACCAAGACCACAAAAUCCGCGUCUGGAGAAUCACCAGCCACGACCACGACCAACAGAAGUUCACACAUGUGGCCACUCUCCCCACGCUCCGCGACCGCGUCACCAAAAUCUUGAUCCCGAAGAAUCACGUUCAGAUUCGGCGGCACAAGAAGUGCACCUGGGUUCACCACGUGGACACCGUGUCCUCCCUGGCCUUGUCCCACGACGGAAAGUUGUUGUACUCCGUUUCUUGGGACCGGACGUUGAAGGUCUGGCGGACGAAAGACUUCACGUGUUUGGAGUCGGUUCGCAACGCGCACGAGGACGCCAUAAACGCUGUGGCAGUUUCUGAGGAGGGACAGGUGUACACUGGAUCCGCCGACAAGAGAAUAAGGGUUUGGAGAAAAAGGGAAGGGGAGAAGAAACACUGUGUGGUGGAGACGUUGGAGAAACACAGGUCAGGGAUUAACGCUUUGGCUCUAAGCAGUGACGGUUGCGUGUUGUACUCUGGUGCAUGUGAUAGGUCCAUACUGGUUUGGGAGAAGGGAGAGAAUGGGAAAUCUGCGGUGGUUGGUGCUCUGAGGGGGCACACUAAGUCCAUUCUCUGCUUGUGUGUGGUUUGGGAUUUGGUGUGUAGUGGUUCUGAGGAUAAAACGGUGCGUAUUUGGAGAGGGAUUCAGAAGGAGUAUUCCUGCUUAGCUGUUUUAGAAGGGCAUAUCAGUCCUAUUAAGACCCUAACUGCAACCCUUCAUCACACUCAUCACCCUUCCCAACUAUCUCUUCUUCUCUUUAGUGGCAGUUUGAACUCUGAUAUCAAAGUUUGGCAGCUUUUUCUUCCUCUUCUUUCCACCUAAUUUCCCCUCUUUUUUGCUAAUUCUUUACUUGUAGCUGUUACACAGACAUAAUAGUAAUGUAAUUAAUGUCAUAGAGAUAUAAACAAAACAAAGAAACUGUGUUAUAUGUGCAAGUUGCUGUACACAUGGAGAUAUUUAGUGAAAGAAAGAUAAUGCAUUUCCUUACCAAA